UGAACUUGGUCCCAUUCGGACCGGAAGUCGGUGAUGAAGAGGUAAUACCUGGUAUGUUAACGUCUGGGCAAACAAUCGAUCUCCAUAUGUAUUUCCCAUUCUACGGUGGUCUUUACAACUAUACAACGAUAUCUGUAAAUGGAUACAUCGGUUUCGCUACCGUACUGGAUCAAGGACCCACUAUCAACAUCGGCCCUGAAUCCACCGACUGGCCAAAGCACCAGGAUCCAGCUAUGAUUGCUCCGUAUCUCUGUAAACAGCAAAUUCCGCAAGAAAUGAAUCCGGGAAUGCGAUCGGGUGUUUUCUUCCGUUUGAUGAUGAGGCAGUCCUUGUUUGGUCGAGGAUCUGGCAGUAACAUGAACCUAGGUGGUUCGUAUCAGAGCAGCUUCUUUGGCCAGUCAGCUAUGCAGGCUUGUCAAGGAACAUCAGGAGGUUAUGUG
Molecule: messenger RNA, 440 nt
Organism: Haemonchus placei
Lineage: Eukaryota; Metazoa; Nematoda; Chromadorea; Rhabditida; Trichostrongylidae
Source: the annotation of a GenBank genome assembly